Messenger RNA from Nematostella vectensis (starlet sea anemone), 2030 nucleotides. Its product is annotated as HIV Tat-specific factor 1 homolog. The transcript is spliced from 13 exons. Gene Ontology annotation, cellular component: U2-type spliceosomal complex; U2 snRNP. Gene Ontology annotation, molecular function: RNA binding. The record is from RefSeq and is a predicted model, not a curated record. The coding region runs from base 111 to 1325 and encodes 404 amino acids. Gene Ontology annotation, biological process: mRNA splicing, via spliceosome. NCBI's taxonomy places the organism in Eukaryota, Metazoa, Cnidaria, Anthozoa, Actiniaria, Edwardsiidae.
CGCCUACAUACGCUACCGCUGUACCGUGGCGCGAGUUUGGAAAAGGAAAACCGAUCGAAAGAAACAAGUUACCGGUCUUCUAGAAUGAAUGAUCUUUUAUUGGAAUAAUAAUGGGAGAUGAUACGCCUGUGGAUACUAGAGAGUUCGUGGAAGAGCUUAAGAAGCAAGCUAGUUUAGUGUCGGAGAGCGAGAGCGGUGAUGUUUCUUCUGAUCGACAAUCUUGGGCAGCUGGACCAGGAGAUACCUCGGGCUAUGAGUGGGAUCCCGUACGUCAAGGGUGGUUUCCUAAGGUGGAUGAAGACUUUAUAGCAUCCUAUCAGCUAAGUUAUGGCUUUACAUCUACUGAAGAACAAAAUAAAAUGGAGACAACUACAAACGCAAAUGAUACAACAUCAUCACCUAAUAAGCAGCUUAAAGCAGUGCAUGCUGGGGAAAAACGUGUUGUUGACAGUAGUACAGAAGAGAAUGCCAGUGGAGAGCAGCCCGAUGGUAAAAAGAAAAAGACAAAGGAAGAAGGAUGGUUUCAACCUGAUCCGGAGAAAAACCCUAAUGUAUAUGUAUCAGGUUUACCAUUAGAUAUAACAGAUGAAGAAUUUGUUGAAUUGAUGAGCAAAUAUGGUAUCAUCAUGGAGGACCCCGACACCCAAAAGCCUAAGAUAAAGUUGUAUAGAGAUGAGGAAGGAAAACCUAAAGGGGACGGUAGAUGCUGCUACCUUAAGAUGGCUAGUGUGCAUCUUGCUAUAGAUUUACUUGAUGAAGCUGAAUACAAGAAGAGUACUCUUCAUGUAGAACAGGCACAGUUCAACAUGAAGGGGAAUUACAACCCUGCUCUUAAGAAGAAGAAAAAGAAAAAGAAGAAAAAACAAGGGAAACAACAAGAAAAAUUGCUUGAUUGGGUGGACAGAGAUAACAGAAGGCCUAAAAAUGAGAGGGUGAUAGUAAUAAAGAACAUGUUUGAUCCCAAAGUAUUUGAGAAAGACCCCCAACUUAUCAUCACGACGCGCAACGAUCUUCGCAAGGAAUGUGAGAAGUUUGGCGACGUCAGAAAAGUCAUAGUCUUCGAUAGACACUCUGAGGGGAUAUGUUCCGUUGCUUUCAAAGAACACCCACCCGCCGACGCUUGCCUUGAGCGAAUGAACGGACGCUGGUUUGCUGGACGCAGGCUUGCCGCUGACCGAUGGGAUGGAGUGUCUAACUUCAACAUUCAGGAAUCGGAUAAGGAUCUGAAGGACCGCAUGGCGAACUGGGAAAAAUUCCUCUACGGGGAGGAGGAUGAAGAGAAAAGUGCAACAUCAACAGCGACCCCCCAGGGUGCGAACUCCUGAAUCACGUGGGAUGACGUCAUCACGCAUGCGCAUAAUAUCAUUCGCCCUGUUAAGACGCGGCCAAAGUAGAGACUUGCCUUAGAAAGCCUGAAAAAAUCCCCUAGGAACCAAGAGACAAAAUAAGUACAUACUUGCGCUAGAAAACCUGAAAAAAUCUCCUAGGAACCAAGAGACAAAAUAAGUACAUACUUGCGCUAGAAAACCUGAGAGACUCGCCUUAGAAAGCCUGAAAGCUGACACUAGACAACCUGUGCACUGUACAUUCUACAAUAGGAUAUCAUGGUCCCAAAGGAAGCUGUAACCAUCCGACUGAUGCACUUAUCUCGAAAGUGCACCUCGCGCUGUCUAUGAGUGUAUUUUUACCGCGAAGACCCUGCACUCUAUGGUUGUUAUCACUAUAGAAAACACAAUAUUCCAUCGUGGCGAACAUCUCUGAAUCCAAAAUAAUGAUCGUAUUCUUUUUUAAAUCUUCUCUUAAAUCUCAUUGGGGGUUUAUGUAAAUAUGUCGAUAAUAAUAGGCGUUUGUAUGUACGCAGUUUAUUUGCCUAAAGUUGUCACUUUUAUAGCAUUUGUAAACAACUUUUUAUUACAUGUCUGCUUUACAACGAUAGUCAAAGUGUAAUAGUCAGAAAAACAAUGAAAUUAGAUCGCAAUAAAGUGUAGUUCACGGGUUAAUAAAAAUCACUCUUAUUGUUAAAAUUCAAA